AUGGUUCAAACCGCCCCUGCUUUGCAAUUAAACACAGGCGCUCUGCUCCCAGCAAUUGGCUUGGGAACAUGGAAGUCAGGUGAAGAGGACACCUAUAAUGCUGUCAAGUCGGCAAUUGCUGCGGGAUACAGACAUAUCGAUACCGCAGCUAUCUAUGGAAAUGAAAGUGCUGUCGGCAGAGCUAUUAGAGAUUCGGGAGUUCCAAGAGAAGACCUAUGGAUUACCACGAAAUUGUUCUCUACUCAGCACAGAAAUCCAAAAGAGGGUCUGGAAGGCUCUUUGGAAAGACUUGGUUUGGACUACGUGGACCUCUACUUGAUGCACUGGCCAGUGGCUCUAAAAGCUGACAAAUUAGCCACUGGCCACUGGUUUUCCAUCCCGCUACUGCCAGAUGGUAGACGUGAUAUCGAUGUGGAAGACUGGGACUUCGUCAAGACCUGGAGGCUAAUGCAAGAGCUGCCUAAGUCAGGAAAAUGUAGAAAUAUUGGUGUUUCCAACUUCUCGAUCAACAACUUGAAGAAGCUUUCGGAUUCCGAGGAUAAGCUGGUUGUGCCAGCAGUCAACCAGAUAGAGAUCCACCCACAGCUACCUCAGACCGAGCUCAUUGAUUUCUGCAAGGCCCGUGGUAUAGUCAUUGAGGCCUAUUCGCCUUUGGGGUCGUCUGAUUCUGCCAUGCUAACCCACCCAGUGCUUGUUGAUCUCGCUAAAAAAUAUGAUGCACAACCUGCUAAUGUCCUCAUCAACUGGGGUCUUUCCCGCGGAUAUUGUGUUCUUCCAAAGUCAAUAAAUGCUGAGCGCAUUAAAUCGAAUUUCAGACAAAUCACUGUAUCUGAUGAAGACAUCGAGCUUGUGACACACCUAAUUGACGAGGUAGGAGCCAAGAGAUACGUUCAACCUGACUGGAGACCAUGGCCAAUUUUCGAAUAA
Torulaspora globosa is the source of this 927-nucleotide messenger RNA. RefSeq lists its product as uncharacterized. The record is from RefSeq and is a predicted model, not a curated record. Gene Ontology annotation, cellular component: cytosol. Gene Ontology annotation, molecular function: aldose reductase (NADPH) activity. The coding region runs from base 1 to 927 and encodes 308 amino acids. The transcript has a single exon. Lineage: Eukaryota; Fungi; Ascomycota; Saccharomycetes; Saccharomycetales; Saccharomycetaceae.